Varroa destructor (honeybee mite) is the source of this 4265-nucleotide messenger RNA. RefSeq names its product putative phosphorylase b kinase regulatory subunit alpha. The record is from RefSeq and is a predicted model, not a curated record. Gene Ontology annotation, cellular component: phosphorylase kinase complex. Gene Ontology annotation, molecular function: calmodulin binding. Lineage: Eukaryota; Metazoa; Arthropoda; Arachnida; Mesostigmata; Varroidae. Gene Ontology annotation, biological process: glycogen metabolic process.
AACCUCGUAGUAUACAUUUACCCAUCGACAAUUUAAUGACUUCUAAUCUCAGCCGCAAUAGUCUAAGUCCGUAUCAGUUUACUGUGCUAAUGGCGGCGUUGUCCUGCAGCUUAACUGAAAGGCACACUUCAUUCCAGAGCGCAGAGGGGAAAGGGCACGCGCAAUAUCGACGUCAUCAUCAUUGACUUGAACCUACCGCUAAUGCUGCUGCUACUGUCUCGAUGCUCUGUUGUGAUUCGACACGAUGAUCUCAACAGCCAACGUUUGAACGAUCAGUGAGCACUAUUUGAACAAGCGGCAUUGUUGUUUGUGCUGCCACCGCUACUUCUAGUUAACCCUUUCGAUUCAAACAUUAAGUCAUAACUGAGGUUCCCCUUUGCUACCACUCGUAGGUCUAUUACGAACUGGCUAAUUCGAAGCGCCGGUCUGAUGCAAGUGGAUGCCCUGUUAUCGCAAGUGUUUCGUGAUGACUUUUUUGUAAAACGAAAUUACCGCCCAAAUCACGGUUCAGAGGUUAACGAGUCAAGACAGAGAGAGUAAGAAGGCGGGUGAGUUAAAAUAGUCGGGAAGGACCGUGCCUUUAAGCUUCCCCAGACGAGGCGUAACGCUAACAUGAUCUUCCCAACCAUGACAUCCAGUUCAGGUACCGGUAUGUAUUCUUCGCGGCUGAACUACUACAAUCGUAUGGUACAGCAGUACAUACUGGAACAUCAAGAUCCCGUCAGUGGCCUGAUACCAAGCCAAGGCCAAUUCAAAAAUCAUGCAUGGGUUCGCGAUAAUGUGUACACAAUAAUGUGUGUUUGGGCUCUUAGCCUCGCAGUUAAAAAGGUGGAUCCUUCGCGUGCAUACGAACUCGAGCAGAGUUGCGUAAAAAAUAUGCGCGGGCUACUCGUUUCAAUGAUGCGACAGAGUCAUAAAGUAGAGCGUUUCAAAGAAACACUGAGCCCGACGGACUGUCUUCACGCAAAGUAUUCGUCUGUCGACGGUAACCCUUGUGUAGGCGAUACCGAAUGGGGUCACUUACAGUUAGACGCCACCUCCCUUUACUUGCUCACGCUUGCUCAGAUGACAGCCUCAGGUCUCCAAAUUAUUUUCAACAUGGAUGAAGUGGCAUUUGUGCAGAACCUGGUAUUCUAUAUUGAAUCUGCAUAUUUUGUACCUGACUACGGUAUUUGGGAGCGUGGAGACAAAACUAAUCAUGGCCUGCCGGAACUUAACGCCAGCUCCAUUGGCAUGGCCAAAGCAGCCCUUGAAGCUCUCUACGAUUUGGAUCUGUUUGGCGGACGCGGCGGGCCACAGUCAGUGAUACAAGUUCUUGCUGACGAGCCGCAAAAGUGCGACGCCGUGCUUCGCUCAAUGCUUCCACGUGAAUCGAACUCAAAAGAGGUAGAUGCCGCUGAGUUGUCCAUCAUUGGCUUCCCAGCAUUCGCCGUUUCGGAACAGGAACUCGUCAACAAGACAAAGGAUGCCAUCAUUGAAAAACUGCAGGGUAAAUACGGUUGUAAACGAUUCCUGCGUGAUGGCUACAAGACGGCUCGGGAGGACAGCAACCGCCUGUAUUAUGAACCGUGGGAACUCAGUGUCUUUGAAGAUAUCGAGUGUGAAUGGCCACUGUUUUUUUGUUACUUGGUGAUUAACGCUCUUUUCACUAACGACCGUGUCACGGCAGACAGCUACUUAAAAUCAUUGAACACAAUUUUAGUGAAAGACGAGAACGGCUUAAGCCUGGUACCGGAAAUGUACGCGGUUGCCGAAAAGAAUAUUGAUGAUGAAAAACGAAAUCCACACACUCAGCCGAGGCACGCAGUGGGUACGGCACCAUUUCUUUGGGCUCAGAGCCUUUAUGUAAUAGCUGGACUCUUGAUGGAAGGCCUUAUCGCCCCCGGAGAGCUUGAUCCGCUCAACCGCCGGUUUAGUACGAACAAGAAGCCCGAAAUCGUCGUACAGGUCACUAUUCUUGCCGAGGAUCAAGAAACAAAGGAUGCCUUGCUGCCAUUUAUACCAUCCGUUCAAUCGAUCCAGGAAGCGUCUCCUGUUCAAGUCCGCUCUGCCAGAGUGCUCUCCAAAAUCUAUUCGUGUUUAGGUCUAAACGAUAAAAUGGGCUUGAACGGCAGACUCUCAACGGAUGUAGGUUUACUCAGCACAAGCAAGCUGUAUACAUUGGACGGAAAAGUGUACGCCUUCCUGCCACAGAACCUUGAUGUAGAAAAGUUUCAUUUAGUUAACGACAUUGACCUAUUCCUUAGCACGAUGCGUUCAGAUAUAGCGGUAUUAAAAAGCAGUUGGAAUAUGCUGGGUCGGCCAACUAUCAUUACUAUGAUUCGUAGUAGCCAACUCGAUAGUGGCAAAGCUCCUUCGCCGUUGCGGCUAGCUUUUAAGAAGCUUCUUAGUGGUUAUAUCAACGGUACCCGAGUCACAGUUGGGACAAUCUUCGACUUUCUCAACACGUCAUGUCUUUCUAAUCUUUCCUUCCUUGAAGGCCAAGAGCUGAAGCCGGAGCUGCGUGACUAUCUGGACAAGGAAUACCGCCGAACAUACCUGAAUUAUCCUGGAGUAAUCGUACCGCAGCCACACGGCUUGCAUCGCACGAGACGCACAGGUAUCACUGGAAUUAUCAGCAGGUCCCGAUCUGUCAUUGGCGAUCCGGUAGAUAUCCACUCCACACUGGCUAACCAAGAGGGCAGCGCAGCCACUAGUAGAGUGGAUGUCACCGAAAUGCUUCGUCAACUUCGCGAGACUAAGGAUUUAGAUGAACAGGGUGAUAUAUUGCACUUUUUGGCCACGAACAAAGGACUGUCAUGGGACACGGGCUUGGGCCAGUCCCAUUCUGUGAUCACGGUCAAGGACCUUUUUCAGCGCUUCUACUAUGAAGCCUGCAAGGCCAAAAAAUGGGGUCUUGUCCGGCAUUUUGCUGCUUCCCUCUGUAAACGUGUGGAAGAUCUAGCAAAAAGCUUGACCGACCUACUCGUUCGACAGAAGCAAGUCACUGUCGGAAUGCCUCCGGCUAAUGAGCAUACGCUCACUCGACCAUUGUCGACGAAAGAGUUCCGAGCCAUUAUCGAGCGAGCUCAUCCAGGUGAUCAGAGUACGGCAAUGCUCACUCAGGAACUCAUUGUUUAUCUAGCAAUGUUUAUGAAUACGGAACCUCAAUUGUUUAACGAGAUGAUCCGUCUACGAAUUGGCCUCAUUAUUCAGGUAAUGUGCUCAGAACUCGAAAGGUCACUCGGCUGCUGCACGCAAGAUGCGGCCGACGCUCUUCUAUCGUUAUCGCCAUUCGAUAUGCAGAAUCUCCUGAAGAACAUUCUUUCAGGUAGAGAAUUUUCUCUUAAAUCCGUUGGUCCUGGUAGCCUGUCACUCUCGUCGAAAUGCUUCUCACGAUGGGGUACCACUGCGCAGAUCAUCAACGAAAAGGACAAUGAGGAUGAUCCUAAACGAGGACAGUGGCUUCGUAGACGACGACUUGAUGGUGCGUUAAAUCGUGUACCAUCUGAUUUCUACGAACUCAUCUGGAAGGUCUUACAAAAAUGUGAAAUGAUCUCUUUGGAUAGUAACAAUUGUAUCAGUAACAGUCUCACAAAGGAAAUGACGCCCGGUGAAUUGAAGUUCGCUCUGAGGGUCGAAGCUUUACUAAAUCAUAUCCCUCAGCCCGAAUAUCGCCAGAUGUUGGUGGAGGCUUUGAUGAUAUUAUCGGUGACCUCGGAACAGGAUAUGCUGUUAGCGAAGUAUAUCAGAGUAGAUACGAUUGUGCAGACGGCUCAUGACCUUUUUCUGGCUGACCAACUUCAAUACAAGGGUAAUUCAACAUUAUGCUGUCUAAAAUUUGCUCAGGUUGGCCCUCAAACGGAUGCGCAGUCAUGCAACAAAAUCGCUGAGCUUUGCGAGCAUUUUCUUGAUUCAGCACCUUCAGGUUCAUUUGGCACAAUGAGCUAUCUACUUCGGAGCAUCGCAACCUUGUAUAUACAGCGGUCGGGAUAAUGUGCCACGUAGCUGAGGCCCGCCCUGUUUAACGGAAGCGUUCAACAUAGAUUCUAUAUUAAAAUUAUGUUCCAAAUUGCGAAUAAGUUCGCUCUUCACGUGUUACGUAUGCACAGUUGCUUUAUAACAUGCCUACAGAUCGAUAUAAUAGUUCUUACAAAAUAUAAGUUGCUUUAAAUUAACGAUUGUCUUUAUUUCGAUUUGGUACGUUUCAAAUGCGACAUGGUUCUUCUAGUUUUAGUAAUGAUCUGAUCUCGUUUAGUAGCAGACUGGCAACCGACUAUACAGCC